GUGGUUUGUAGUUUGUAUCGAGGGGGGACGACGGAGCGGGACAAAUAUACUCCCGUACUGCGUUGCAAUUUUUAGUGAAUAUCGCUGCUUUUUUGUUGCCGGAAAUGUCGGCUCGUACGUGGAACGGUUCUUACUCUGAGUCCACCCACCCUCCCCGCCCUUCCCGCCGCUUCUACCAACCCCCCCAAACUCGGAAUCCCGUCUCCGAUGCCUUCUAUGACAACGCCGAGCGCUUCGGCCGUUCCACACGCGGCGGAGGCUCCCGUGGGAGGGGAGGCCGCGGUGGAGGAAGAGGACGUGGGCUGGGCCGUCCGAUGAACCGGGUUUUCAACGAUCGUUCUGACCCGGACCCUUUUUGGGACGCGGAUGAUCUGGGAGAGGAGGAACCGGCUGAGCCCAACGCGAAAGCGUACGACGACGUUCCCGUGGAGGCUACCGGGAAGGAUGUCCCGGAACCGGUGACUUCCUUCUCUGAUCUCGACAUCUCCGAGGCCCUCCGCCUGAACAUCACCAGAUGCAAGUACGCAAAGCCGACGCCAAUACAGAGGUACGCCAUUCCGGUGGCCAUGACCGGGAGGGACGUUAUGGCCUGCGCUCAAACUGGCUCCGGCAAGACGGCCGCCUUUUGCUUCCCCAUUAUCAACGGUAUUCUCACAAACCCGCACUCUCGGAGCCCUAACGGCGCCUUUGACGGCAGAAGAGGGUACCCGAAUUCCAGAGCCGCUUCUCCACUGGCUCUCAUUCUGGCUCCAACCAGAGAGCUUUCUUGCCAGAUACACGAAGAGGCAAAUAAGUUUUCUCGUGAGACAGGGUUGAAAAUUGUGGUUGCCUAUGGAGGGGCCCCAAUGUCUCAGCAGUUGCGAAACCUUGAAAGAGGAGUAGACAUCUUGGUUGCUACACCGGGACGGUUGGUUGACAUGAUGGAGAGAUCAAGAGUUUCAUUGAGAGGAGUUAAGUAUCUGGCCUUGGAUGAAGCUGACCGGAUGCUGGACAUGGGAUUUGAGCGCCAAGUUAGAACCAUUCUUGAGGAUAUGCCUCCACCUGGGAAGAGGCAGACCAUGCUCUUCAGUGCCACUUUCCCUGCUGAGAUUCAGGGCCUAGCAUCUGAGUUCCUAUCAAAUUACAUUUUCUUAUCUGCUGGAAAGGUAGGGUCUAGCACUGAUCGGAUCGAUCAAAAGGUGGAGUUAGUAGAGGAUCCGGGGAAGAGAGAUUUCUUGAGGAAGCUUCUUCAGGAGCAAGCUGCAAAUAAGAGUGAUGGAAAGAGAUUAACACUGGUGUUUGUGGAGACCAAAAGAGGAGCUGAUGCUUUAGAACACUGGCUGAUGAGAAUGGGCUUCAAAGCUGUGGCCAUUCAUGGUGAUAAAGAACAGAUGGAACGCGAGAGAGCUCUCAAAUCAUUCAAAUGCGGGCGCACGCCAAUUUUGGUGGCAACAGAUGUGGCUUCGCGUGGGCUGGACAUUCCGAACGUUUCCCACGUGAUCAAUUUCGACUUGCCAAGGAACAUAGAGCACUAUGUCCACAGGAUAGGGAGGACGGGUCGUGCUGGCAAAUCCGGUCUGGCAACUGCAUUCUUCACUGCCAAGAAUGCUCCCAUUGCAAAGGAUCUUGUUGACUUGAUGAAGGGAGCCAAUCAAGAGAUACCACCAUGGCUUAAUGGAUACGCAGAGGAGAGCCCGUACGGCGGUGAUGGUCACUACAGAAGGUCAAAUGGGUACCGCAACAACAACUAUUCUGGCGGCGGUGGUGGUGGUUAUGGUGGUGGUGGCUACGGAAAUGGAGGUGGAGGAGCUGCUCCUUCUUACUAUGACGACUACCCUGCUGCCGCUAACGGUGGCAGUGAUAACAACUUCACCUAUGGAGCUUCUUUUGAUGGUGGGUAUUAUCCUCCUCCUCCUCCUCCAGCUGCUGAAAACUAUGGCUUUGAGCAGCUAUCCAUUGGUACAGAUGAUUGGGCUUAAACUCCUCUCACCCUCUUGUUUUUAUCUAAAUCUAAAUUAAUAUGACCCUAUUUAUAUAUAUAUAUAUGAUGGGUGGGUAUAGUCAUAGACGGCAAGCAACAAUGGCCUCGGCUCACUCUAUCUAUCAUCUCUUUGGGUGUGGUUGGAAUGAAUGAAUGCCCAUUUACGCUUUUGUUGCAAGUAUUGCUCUUUUGUAAUUGGCAGCUUCUCAACUGUGCUGUUAUGUGGAGGAGUUCUAGCCUCUUUUUUGGGUAACCUAAUUAAUUGAUGCAAAUGCC
Molecule: messenger RNA, 2236 nt
Organism: Cuscuta campestris
Lineage: Eukaryota; Viridiplantae; Streptophyta; Magnoliopsida; Solanales; Convolvulaceae
Source: the annotation of a GenBank genome assembly